AUGUAUGUUGUAUAAUACUCGUGGCAAAUACUCAGACUGCUUUGCCAUUCUGUAAAAAUACAACAUUGAAGAAAUUCAAACAAAACAAAAACCUUUAUUACCUUUUGAUAUAGGUUCUGUUUCAUUAAAUCUUAUUGCUGCGACGGCGCUCGCUCGAAACUAAUUUUUUUAUUUAGUAUUAGCUUUAAAAAUCUUUGUUAACUCAUUUUUGAUGGACAACAUGUUACAGAUGAGGCUAUAGAAUACGGAAGCACAGGUAAUCUAUAUUGUGUAGUAAAAGCUUAUCCUGAAGCAGAAGUCAAAUGGUACCAUAAUGGAACUAGUUUAGAAUAUUCUGAUAACAUCGAAAUAAAUGCAGAUAAAAACACUUUGACAAUAAAAAAUAUGACUUUAGACGACAUCGGAAAUUAUACAUGUGAAGCCUACAACGAAGGGAACAGACAGUUAUUGUCUGCUCAUGUUACUAUAACUGGGAUCGAGAUACUGAAACAACCAGAUGAUAAUAUAGAAAUCAUAUGCAGCAUAGAAAAAGGUAAACCUAAACCAAAUAUAAAAUGGGAAUAUAGAACAGACUCUUACGGAGAAUUCGAUGUUAUACCGGAUGGUGUUGUCGUCGAUGAGAAUGUUCUCACGAUCCCAUCAGCGACUGUUGAUCACAAAGGAGAGUAUAAAUGUACUGCCACUAAUAUAGUUGGUGAAGGAAGUUCAGUGACUGAACUGAAAAUACGAUACGCUCCGAAAAUAACAAAUGACGAAAAUACUUUUGUCGAAGUCAUGGGAGGAGAUCUAGUGGAGCUGCCGUGUGAAGUAGACGCUAUACCCGAGGCUACGGUGAGAUGGGAAAUGUAUCAGGAUGAUGUGAUCGUAAAUUUGGGUGAUCGGCAUUCAAUAAAAGAUAAUAAUAGUCUUAUUCAGUACCCAAAGCAGCAGCAAAGUUCUGUUGAAGGUGCACCAGCGAGAUUUUCCAAUCGGCGUAUCAUCAAAGAAGACAAAGAAGGGACACUUGUUUUCUGCGCCCAGGCCAGUGAUGUACUAAAAUAUCACCCUGCAGAGCAACAGUCAAUAAUAUAA
Diatraea saccharalis (sugarcane borer) is the source of this 1071-nucleotide messenger RNA. NCBI's taxonomy places the organism in Eukaryota, Metazoa, Arthropoda, Insecta, Lepidoptera, Crambidae. The record is from the annotation of a GenBank genome assembly.